This is a messenger RNA of Symbiodinium pilosum, 310 nucleotides long. NCBI's taxonomy places the organism in Eukaryota, Dinophyceae, Suessiales, Symbiodiniaceae. The record is from the annotation of a GenBank genome assembly.
GCCCCUUCCCGGCGUCUGGCAGAGCAGGGGCCGGGUCUUCUCGUGAGCGGCCGCAACUUGCAAAGCGAAUCCAAGGAAGCGGGCAUCGUGCAAUUGGUGGGCAGCCGGGUACCCUUCCAAGCAGGCCUCGAAAGCCUCCUGGAGGAUGUGCGAAUUUGGACGCCCUCAGCUCAACUGGUAAUGAUAGCAGGCACGCGUCUUCGACUUCAAGGAGGGAAUGUUCAGGUGCAGCGUGCCUGCGACAGCCAAGGGAACGCAGCCUCGCGCUUGGUCAUCCGGGACGGGACGCUCCUCCAGAGCCCAGAUACAG